This is a messenger RNA of Adelges cooleyi (spruce gall adelgid), 453 nucleotides long. Its product is annotated as centrin-1-like. Gene Ontology annotation, cellular component: myosin II complex. Gene Ontology annotation, molecular function: calcium ion binding. The transcript has a single exon. NCBI's taxonomy places the organism in Eukaryota, Metazoa, Arthropoda, Insecta, Hemiptera, Adelgidae. The record is from RefSeq and is a predicted model, not a curated record. Bases 1 to 453 code for a protein of 150 amino acids.
AUGACGGCCGCUCAAAAGGCCGAAGUCAGCACGGCCUUUAAAAUUCUGGACAAGCACGGUACAGGAGAAGUUAGCACGUCCGACGUUAGGGUGGCACUUCGCGGUCUGGGCAUAGAGCCGGACGCCUUGGAGAUGGUCAACAUCUUGGGUGUUGCCGAUGUAGAACCGUGUACUUCGGCCGUGUCUUACAAUCAGUUUUUGACAAUUUUCGAACGAGUACUCUGCGACGCGACUCUGACUCCCUUGGAUGUGUGUCGGGUUUUCUCCAUCAUUGGGAGCUCUUACGACGGUCGAAUGCGAGCUCAACACUUGCUCGCCGCUGCCUACAGUUGCGGUCUUAAGUUCACGGACGAGCAAGUGGCCGAAAUGUUGGCGAAGGCGUCCAACUCGAACAAUCACUCGUGUUCGGUCGAAGAAUUAAACGAAUUUUUAAGUACCGCCACGAUGGUCUAA